Dromaius novaehollandiae (emu) is the source of this 1801-nucleotide messenger RNA. RefSeq names its product metabolism of cobalamin associated A (gene MMAA). The record is from RefSeq and is a predicted model, not a curated record. Gene Ontology annotation, molecular function: GTP binding; GTPase activity. The transcript is spliced from 7 exons. Bases 494 to 1732 code for a protein of 412 amino acids. Gene Ontology annotation, cellular component: cytoplasm. NCBI's taxonomy places the organism in Eukaryota, Metazoa, Chordata, Aves, Casuariiformes, Dromaiidae.
GGGGCCUGGGAGAAAAUAGGAUUUAAAAAUGGGGGCCUCUCCCGUACCCUAAGGUGGCUGUAACUGCUGCUUUUCUGAGGAGAGGCUCUCCUGGUUUUAGUCGCAGGGACACUCUGUCGAUGAGGAUAUUUAUGUACAUGAAGCUUAGGUUAGUUUUGGCCGUUUAGCUGAUGCUGAGGUCGGUCAGAGCAAGCCCAGAGAGUGCAGUGGUGAUGAGGGGCACUGAUGCUUUGUCCUUGUGGUGAUGAGGGGCGCCGACGCUUUGUCCUUGCCCUCCCAUAGGGUUUAUAAACGUUCCUGUGUCUUGACUGCUUUUUUUCUGGAAGUGAGGUAUAGAAGAAUAACAAUUCCUGAAUAACAGCGUUCUGAAUAACAAUUAAAAAAUCCCUGCAGACAUAAAAGUAGAAGAAUACGUGGCAAAUUCAGUGAACACAAGGGCUGUCUGCAGACAGAAGUGAACUGAUAACCUCUGCUACUUUUAAUUCCAACCAAAAUGAAGAUCCCUUCUUUACUGCUGAGAUUCCCUCACUGUUAUUUUUCUAGAAGGACUUACUUCAAGAGCUUUCACUUCAGCUCCAGAUCAGAUUUUCUGUGCACCGAAUCUCUUAUGCCAGUGCACCUGUACUAUACAAAACAGAUGUUUUCAUUAAAGGGCUUGAAGAGAGAGCUGUGUCAUAAAGCUGCUAUUGACCAGCAGAUAGAGGGACUUUCUGACAGAGAGCAAGGACUUGUAGACAAACUUUACAGUGGACUAAUACAAGGUCAUAGAGCCUGUUUAGCAGAAGCCAUUACCCUUGUAGAGUCAACUCACCACAGGAAAAAGAAAGUAGCCCAGGUGCUUCUUCAGAAGGUUUUAUCCUACCACAGGGAACAAGAAAAGUUAAAUCAAGGAAAGCCACUUGCCUUUAGAGUGGGAUUGUCUGGUCCUCCCGGUGCUGGGAAAUCAACUUUUAUAGAAUGCUUUGGGAAAAUGCUUACAGAAAGAGGACACAAAGUGUCAGUGUUAGCUGUAGAUCCUUCCUCUAGUACAAGUGGUGGUUCUCUGUUGGGUGAUAAAACACGGAUGACUGAGUUGUCAAGAGACAUGAAUGCAUACAUCAGACCAUCUCCAACCAGAGGGACAUUAGGAGGUGUAACAAGGACCACAAAUGAAGCUAUCCUGCUGUGUGAAGGAGGAGGCUAUGAUGUUGUUCUUGUGGAAACAGUAGGUGUGGGACAGUCAGAAUUUGCUGUGGCUGAUAUGGUUGAUAUGUUUAUAUUGCUGAUACCACCUGCAGGUGGAGAUGAAUUACAGGGUAUCAAACGAGGUAUAAUUGAGAUGGCAGAUCUAGUUGCUAUAAAUAAAGCUGAUGGUGAUUUAAUUGUGCCUGCACGGAGAAUACAAGCUGAAUAUGUUAGUGCUAUGAAGCUACUUCGCAAGCGAUCGAAGGUUUGGAGACCAAAGGUAAUGCGUAUCUCUGCCAAAACUGGAGAAGGCAUCUCAGAUAUGUGGGAUAAAAUGACAGAAUUUUGUGACCUCGUGCUCAUGAGUGGUGAGUUGAUUGCCAAACGACGGAAACAGCAGAAAGUGUGGAUGUGGAAUCUCAUCCAAGAAAAUAUGUUGGAACAUUUCCGAAGUCACUUGGCAGUCAAGGAUAAGAUUCCACUUUUAGAAGAAAAAGUUCUUAGUGGUGUCUUGUCUCCUGGGCUGGCAGCCGACCUACUACUGAAAGCAUUCAAAGAUGGUCUCUAAGCAUAUAUAUUCUGUUGCAUUCUUGUUAAGUGCUUUAUGUAAAUUUGAACAUUAAAUCUAGUUUUUCUA